CGCGUUGGGAAUCAUUGAAUUUCGUCUGAGAGUAAACAAAUAUUCUGUUGAGAUUAUUUUUAAUGAGAUUUGUUAAUAUUCGUGUAUUCGUAUUCAAUACAAUGUUUAUGUGAAAUUCUCAAUUUGAAUAGCUUGUGGAUCAUACUGACUUGUAAUAGAAACGUUCAACAAUAUCGUCCACAAAACAACUAACGAACAUAAAAAUUGGUUAACAAUUUUACAAGUAUUCAGUGGCCACCUUAGUCAUUUGAUUAAGAUACUUAAACAUGGCCAAAUCAGACGGAGGAAACUCGCUGUGCUAGUGCAAAUAACAGUGACGUCGCUGUUAUUGCACCUGAAAUUAAUUUAUUCGGACACACAAACCUGCGUGCAUACAUACAUAAGAACGAAAUGAGAUUCAACAACCCACAUAAAAAACUCGAGCAAACGCAAAAUUCAACAUAAAAAUAAUUGAUUAACUUUAAUAAACACUCACAUUGGUUAAAGUCAAAAGCGCCAGUAGCUAAAGUAAAUAUGCUUGACCCUGGUCCACCACCGUCGUUAUUAUUGCUGUCGAUGUCGCCUUCAACUAAAUAGAAAUACUCAGCAACGUUGCGUACAGAGGCUGAGCGAAGGCCCAAAAACCUUGCUGUGACCAUACAGUUACUCAAAGUUUAGUGUGCUAACUAACGUUGCCCAACGCGUUUCGAAAUGGUUGCGGCCGGCAAUAUUCACAAUACGCGCAUCCUGCGCUUUCUACUUGUUCUGAUAGUCGUAAUACUCACUAUAUUCAUUUAUGCCUCGUAUUCAACUAAUUCGACUUUAACGCCGACACACAUUCGAGCGGUCCCGCUACCGAUGGCCCAACAGCAGCCUUUCGUAGCAUCUGCGCCAACGCAUGUCAAUCGAUCUAGCGAGUUCGGCUUGGUAACGGGUGGCGAAAAGGGUCCUGAUAAAUUGCCAGCGAGCAAAUCCAACAAACGAGAAGCAGUGGGGGAGGUACACAAAAAAUCUGCACAGCAUCGCCUACCAACAAUUGAUGAGGAUGCUCUGCUCGAUGGCGGAGGCGCUGGUGCCAACGCUGGCGAUCAAAUUGUGAAUGCUGAGAGCGCUGCUGCUGCCGGUGCUGCUGCUCCCGUUGAUGAGAUGCUCGAGGAGCAGCAAUAUAUACAAGGAUUGGAUGGCAUUAUGGGUAACAUCAACAACAGCGAGACCGUAUCUAGUAAACAGGCGGCAUCACAGCAACAACCACACCAACAGUUGCAACAGCAGCAGCAGCAACAACUGCAACAACAGCCACUAGAUGCAGAAAUUCUGAUACCAACAUCCAAUUUACAAAAGUUUAUCGAGAAUGCUGAUAAGAUUCUGAAGAACAUGACGAGUACCAACAGCAGCAGUCCAGUGGUGGCUGUCUUGCCGCCCAGCGAGCAGCGAAUAGAUAAGGUUGUCCAAGUAAACGAUCAGCCGAGUCCGCCGGAGGAGGUACAAAUUAACUUGUUGGACAGCGCAGAGCCUCAGCCGUCUUCCGAUGCUGUGAUGCGUGUAAAGGAUGCCAAUAAAGCAGCAAGUGCACUUGUUGUUGCGGCACCUAAGUCACCAUCCGUUGCUGCCAUUCGAGUCGCGACGUCAAAUACUAAAACGCCGAAAAAUGUGGAUCCCUCAAAGGGGAUUCCCACGAGUAAUAUCUAUGAGAAUGGCCACAUGGAUGAUGAAAUAGAUAUUGAGCGCAUCUGCCCACACAAUGGGGCAUUUCUAAAGUUGCUUAUUCUGAUAACAUCCGCUCAAACGCACACAGACGCGCGCAUGUCCAUACGACAGACUUGGGGUCAUUAUGGCAUGCGGCGGGAUGUGAGCACAGCUUUUAUCCUUGGGCGUACCACCAAUGAGACGCUGGACAACCUGCUAAUUCAGGAGAAUUACAUGUAUGGUGAUCUAAUUCGUGGCAAUUUUAUCGAUUCGUACAACAAUCUAACGCUGAAGACCAUCUCGUCUCUGGAAUGGAUCGACUUGCAUUGCUCGCGAGCCAAAUAUAUUCUGAAAACGGACGACGACAUGUUUAUUAAUGUGCCUAAGCUCCUGACCUUCUUGGAUAAGCACAAGGAGAAACGAGUAAUUUAUGGGCGCUUGGCCAAGAAAUGGAAGCCGAUACGAAAUAAGAAAUCCAAGUAUUAUGUAUCCCCCGAUCAAUUUGCGGCAACAGUAUUUCCCGCCUUUACCACCGGUCCCGCUUAUGUCAUGACUGGAGAUAUUGUACACGAGCUGUAUAUACGCUCGCUGGAGACAGUAUAUUUGAAAUUGGAGGAUGUUUUCACCACAGGCAUUGUGGCUCAGCAACUGGGCAUCAAGCGCGUGCAAGUGAAUGAGUUCCUCAAUCGCCGUAUUUCUUUUAAUCCGUGCAACAUACGGAACGCCAUCAGCGUACACAUGAUCAAAUCGAACGAACAAUUCGACCUGUGGAAGAAGCUGCUGGACCAGACAACCAAGUGUAAAUAGUAUUUUAGAUUUAGAUUGCGAAAUUAAAUUAAUUGAUAAUGAUUUAGAAAACAAAUUGAGAUAAAAAUAUUAGUUUUUAAGUACUAGAAAGAUCCCUAUUACACUGAAUUAAAACAAUUCUCAAUUAUGGUUUUUAGUCUAUGUUUAGCAUUAUAAAUGCCAUUAUUUAAAGCUUAGGUAUUAAGCUAUAAUUGUAGUUAUAUGUAUGUUAUUUUUAAAUUAUACAAUCAACACAUUUUUUAAACUUUG
Molecule: messenger RNA, 2721 nt
Organism: Scaptodrosophila lebanonensis
Lineage: Eukaryota; Metazoa; Arthropoda; Insecta; Diptera; Drosophilidae
Exons: 4
Coding region: 691-2472 (593 amino acids)
Cellular component (GO): membrane
Molecular function (GO): hexosyltransferase activity
Source: RefSeq, a predicted model, not a curated record